AUGGAAAUAACGGGUACACAUAGAGUCACAGAGUUGCAUGAGCUUGAAGAGUUCCGUUACCAUGUUUUUGAGAGUACAAGGCUAUAUAAGGAGAGAAUGAAGAUGAUGCAUGACAAAAAUAUUCUUGAACGAGAUUUUAAACCUGGAGACAUGGUAUUGCAAUACAAUUCAAGAUUGAAGUUGUUUCCGAGCAAGUUGAAGUCUAGAUGGUUGGAACAAUUCAGAGUAGUGUAUGUGCUAUCAAAUAGGGCUGUAGAAAUUGAGUCCGAGGAUGGGACGAAUAGGUUUAGAGUCAAUGGGCAAAGGUUGAAACACUACCCAGGAAUGAGUGACGAAAAAGGAUAG
This is a messenger RNA of Nicotiana tabacum (common tobacco), 345 nucleotides long. The record is from RefSeq and is a predicted model, not a curated record. NCBI's taxonomy places the organism in Eukaryota, Viridiplantae, Streptophyta, Magnoliopsida, Solanales, Solanaceae.